Eruca vesicaria subsp. sativa (arugula) is the source of this 915-nucleotide messenger RNA. NCBI's taxonomy places the organism in Eukaryota, Viridiplantae, Streptophyta, Magnoliopsida, Brassicales, Brassicaceae. The record is from the annotation of a GenBank genome assembly.
AUGAGCGAUUCGAGCGUGAUGAUGAUGCCUGUGGAGAUGGCACAAAUCUUAGCGACGGGGAUGAAGAAUUGGUGGGAGGAGGUGAACGAGUCAACUCAGUGGCAAGAUGGGAUCUUCUUCUCUCUCUGUGGAGCUUAUGCUCUUGUCUCCGCCAUCGCUCUUGUCCAGUUGGUGAGGAUCCAAAUGAGAGUGCCUGAAUAUGGCUGGACCACUCAGAAGGUCUUUCAUCUUAUGAACUUUGUCGUCAAUGGAGUUCGUGCGGUUCUAUUUGGAUUUCACCAUCAAGUCUUUCUCGUUCAUCCCAAGGCUCUUUGCUGGAUACUAUUGGAUCUUCCGGGCCUACUCUUUUUCUCGGCAUACACACUGCUCGUUCUGUUCUGGGCAGAGAUAUAUCACCAGGCAAACAUGUUGUUUCCACUUUCCACCAAUGAGCAGGCAAGAAGCUUACCUACGGAUAAGCUGCGGAUAACCUAUAUCUCGGUCAAUGUGGCUGUAUAUUUGGCUCAGGUUGUAAUCUGGGUAUGCAUCUGGGUAAAUGAUAACAGCACUGUGGAGUUAGUUGGAAAGAUAUUUAUGUCAGUUGUGUCUUUCAUCGCUGCGUUAGGCUUCUUGCUUUACGGAGGAAGAUUGUUUAUUAUGCUAAGAAGGUUCCCUAUUGAGUCAAAAGGAAGAAGGAAGAAGCUCCAUGAGGUUGGAUCUGUGACAGCUAUAUGCUUCACCUGCUUUCUCAUAAGAUGCAUUGUGGUGGGUGUAUCAGCUUUUGACAUGGAUUUAACGCUGGAUGUCCUUGAUCAUCCAGUUCUGAACUUAAUCUACUAUAUGGUGGUAGAAGUACUUCCAUCGGCACUAGUACUCUUCAUUUUGCGUAAGCUACCACCACAGAGAGUAUCAGCUCAAUACCAUCCCAUCCAGUAG